UGUUUAAAUAGUGGUUCAUCGUUCACUUUGUCUUCUUCUUCCUCCGUCUCUCCGGCAAAAAUCACGAUGUCGACUGGAACACUUUACACUUACCCUGAAAACUUCCGCGCUUACAAGGCCCUUAUUGCGGCCCAGUACUCUGGCGCAAAGGUGAAAGUGGCCGAUAACUUCAAGUUUGGCGAAACCAACAAGUCGGCGGACUUCCUCAAGAAGUUCCCCAGCGGCAAGGUGCCAGCAUUUGAGACCGACGAUGGCAAAUUCUUGAGCGAGUCUAAUGCCAUUGCCUACUUUGUGGCCAACGAACAAUUGCGCGGUGGCAAAUGCCCCUACGUGCAGGCCCAAGUCCAGCAAUGGAUCUCGUUUGCUGACAACGAAAUCGUGCCUGCCUCCUGCGCCUGGGUUUUCCCCUUGCUAGGCAUUGUGCCCCAGCAGAAGAACAACACCGCCAAGCAGGAUGCUGAAGUUGUGCUCCAACUGCUCAACCAGAAACUGCUCAAUGCCACCUACCUCGCCGGUGAGCGUAUCACCCUGGCCGAUAUUAUUGUGUUCAGCAGCUUGCUGCAUCUGUACGAACACGUCCUAGAGCCAAGUGUACGCAAGCCCUUCGGCAACGUAAACCGUUGGUUCCUUACCAUCUUGAAUCAGCCACAGGUGCAGGCUGUGGUCAAGGACUACAAACUGUGUGAGAAGGCUCUGGUCUUCGAUCCCAAGAAGUACGCUGAAUUCCAAGCCAAGGUUGGCGGCGGCAAGCCACAGCAGCAAAAGCAAGAAAAGAAGAAGGAGGAGAAGAAGCCCAAAGAGAAGAAGGAGCAAGAACCGGCCGAGGAACUGGAUGCCGCUGAUGAGGCAUUGGCUUUAGAGCCCAAAUCGAAGGAUCCCUUUGAUGCAUUGCCCAAGGGCACCUUCAACUUUGAUGACUUCAAGCGCGUCUACUCCAACGAGGAUGAGGCCAAGUCCAUUCCCUAUUUCUUUGAGAAGUUCGAUCCUGAGAACUACUCCAUCUGGAUCGGUGAAUACAAGUACAACGACGAGUUGGCCAAAGUGUUCAUGUCGUGCAAUCUCAUCACCGGCAUGUUCCAGCGCUUGGAUAAGAUGCGCAAGGCUGCCUUUGCCUCAGUCUGUCUUUUCGGUGAGGAUAACAACAGCACCAUCUCAGGUAUUUGGGUGUGGCGUGGACAGGAUCUGGCCUUCACUCUGUCGCCCGACUGGCAGAUAGACUACGAGGUCUACGACUGGAAGAAACUGGAUGCCAAGAGCGAGGAGACCAAGAAGCUGGUUACCCAGUACUUCUCAUGGUCCGGCACCGAUAAGGAUGGUCGCAAAUUCAACCAGGGCAAGAUCUUCAAAUAAAUCAAUCACCAUCGCCAACUACAACAACAUGAGAACGAAUUAACAACCGCAUUCUACAAACUUUGAGAUUCAUUCUACAGCGAGAGGAGAAGACGACGAUGAAGAUUGGGAUAACACACCUGUGCCCCUUAAAACAUAUUUAACUUAAGUUUCAACUGAUAAAAAAUACCAUAUAAUGGAGAGACAACUGCACGCCACCCAACUGUGCCCUGGUUCGAUUUUGUGUUGUUUAAUUUACCUUUUCUGCAUUUGUGUAAACUGAAGAAAAUUGUUUUUAUAAAGCGCUCAUAUGCAUAUACAUAUAUAUCAGAACAGCCAGAAAAUAUAAUUUAUAUAAAAAAAUAAAUACUUUGGAUUACGCUUUUUGCCUUUACAAAAACAACAAAACUAUUAAAGAAUACAAUACUUUCAUAUUCCUUUUUAAUAA
This is a messenger RNA of Drosophila willistoni, 1777 nucleotides long. It is a transcript of the gene eEF1gamma, whose product is annotated as elongation factor 1-gamma. The coding region runs from base 67 to 1350 and encodes 427 amino acids. Gene Ontology annotation, cellular component: nucleus; cytoplasm. The transcript is spliced from 3 exons. Gene Ontology annotation, molecular function: translation elongation factor activity. Lineage: Eukaryota; Metazoa; Arthropoda; Insecta; Diptera; Drosophilidae. The record is from RefSeq and is a predicted model, not a curated record. Gene Ontology annotation, biological process: translational elongation.